This is a messenger RNA of Scutellospora calospora, 4026 nucleotides long. Lineage: Eukaryota; Fungi; Glomeromycota; Glomeromycetes; Diversisporales; Gigasporaceae. The record is from the annotation of a GenBank genome assembly.
AUGACCCCUCGACGAUCUUCAGAAUUGGACGUCACACCACCUUUACCGCUUCGCCCACCUACUCCACCAGGUCAUUCGCUUACUGGUGCGAGUCAAAAAAGGAAAAAAUCCCGUGAAGAAAAAGAAUCAUUUUUUUCAUUGUUUUGGUCAAGUUCUCGACCUUCUUCACCGAACCAUGAUCCUGGGCAUCAGUCUAUGAAUAAUCAACCAACUAGUUCCAAAGGAAAAGCUGGCCAUACACGUAAACUUUCAGCCGGCAACCUUAAAGCUGCUCUAACAGUACCUGACGAAGACGGGCCAAGAAGGAGGUCUUUUGAUUACGUUCAGUCUGAUAUGAACAAUCGAUAUUUCCCUCCUCCAGAAGAAAUUGCCCCAUUUAUGUAUCAAACUGCGGAAAGUGCACAGAGUUCAUCUGUCACUCUGUUUACUAAUUCUGAUUCAUAUUCCUCUAAACACAAGCGGACUAAGAGUUCAGAUAGCGAUACUAUUAGUGUGAUAUCUUCUGCUAGCAACCUUAUUGUCAAUUUACCUAUUAAAGAAGAAAGAGAAAAAAAGAAGAAUAUAUUUAAUAUUUUCAGGAAAGGCUCCAAGGAUAAAGAGUCCUCAGCACCUGAAGGAAUAUCUCGUAAAAAUUCAAAUUCAGAUUCUCAUCAGAAUUCUUUACUUACGCCUCAUGACCAGAGAGAUGAUCAUUUGUCUAAAAAUGAACACUAUCAUCAUCCUUGGAGAAAGAAGGAACAUAAAUCAGUAAAAAAGCAGAAGGAAACUGUCGCAUGUGAAACAAUAAACUUGAAUUUAAAUCCUGAUGACAUGAAAGACAUUAUAAAAACCGAAAAUCGGAACUCGAGUGUAUCUUAUAAAUUAUUGGAUGACUUUUUGCAAGAAAACCCAGCUAUAGAAAGGACCCAAUUUCCAUCGAAUAGAGCAGAAAAUUGGACUGCUCCUGAGUCAUGGGCAGUAAAUUUAUCUUAUGAUCAUGAAAUUCCGAUAGAAAAGGAUGUUCGUGAUAGUCCUAAUUUUGAAGAUAAAAAUGAUUGGAAACGAUUAUUUUGCAUUCGUAUAUUUCGCCCUGAUGCCACUUUCGGCACGGUUAAUUGUGGAUUGAAAACUACUACUUCUGAAUUAUGCCAAAUGCUUGGUAAAAAAUUUUUUAUCCAGGAUAUUUCAAAAUAUAAUUUAUAUGUGAUGAGACACAAUUUGGAACGUGUGUUAAAGUCUCACGAACGACCUUUGCAAUUACAAAAGAGAUGGUUAGAACAAGCGGGAUAUACAGUACAUGAUAAUUUGGAAGAUCUUGGUAGAGAGGAUAACAGCUACUUAGUUCGUUUUACCUUCCGUGAAACUACUGUACCAAGAUUUGAGGAAGAAGGCAACUUAUCUACUUUCCAACAUAUGGAUCUUCAAUCCCGCAAUUUACAAACAAUACCUAUAUUUCUUUAUCGACAUGCUUAUAAUAUUCAAUCAUUAAAUAUUUCUCAAAAUUUAAUGCUCGAUCUGCCUAUGGAUUUUAUACAGUCUUGUACACAGUUACGCGAGCUUCAUCUUUCACAAAAUGACUUGGAGCAUGUUCCACAAUCAAUUAAACAAACAGAAAUGCUUUCUUUUCUUAAUCUAAAUUCGAAUCGCUUGAAAGAAUUGGAACAUGGAUCAUUGGAAGUGAUUGGGGAACUAACAAAUCUUCAAGUCGAAAACAAUUUAUUACUAAGAUUACCAGAUAAAUUUGCAGAGUUUACGAAAUUAAGUAUCAUAAAUGUUGCCAACAAUUCAUUUUCAGUUUUUCCCCAAGUUAUUUGCAAUAUUGUGACGCUUUCAGAACUGGAUUUAAGUUAUAAUAAAAUCACCUAUAUACCAGAAGAAAUUGGAAAUCUUGUCAACCUUAAACGGUUGUUCGUUAUCGGAAAUCAAAUAACAGAUAAAUUACCUGAAAGCUUUCAAAAACUAAUUUCUUUGCAAGAAUUGGAUAUACGUCGUAACAAAAUAACAAGUCUAGACACGAUAUCUCUAAUUCCCAAUCUUGAAAUUCUUCUGACUGAAUUUAACAAUGUAUCAAUAGUGGACAUCUCCUCAAAAUCAUUGAAAAAACUUACUCUGUCCAAAAAUCAUCUUACUCAAUUCUCGUUGAAGGAAACGGGACCUUCAUUAAUAGAACUUUCAUUGGCAUAUGCAAAACUUGUUGCUUUACCGGUUGAGUUGUUUGAACACCUUUUAUCCGUUCAAAAAUUUGACCUUCGAAAUAAUCAGUUGACAUCAAUUCCAAAAACAAUUCAAUUUAUGACGAAUUUAACACAUUUAACAUGUAUAUGUAAUACUCUUCAGACAUUGCCAAGUGAAAUUCGUCAUUUAGUCUCUUUACAUACUUUGGACAUUCAUUUCAAUAAUCUUGCUUCUCUCCCACAAGAGAUUUGGCUUUGUCAAAGUUUAACCAUUUUAAACGCUAGUUCAAAUCUAUUGGAGCAAUUUCCAGCACCUCCAACCACAUUGUCAACCGAUCCUUCGUCACGUUCUCGUCAAUUUCCACUCAUUCGUUCACUUCGUGCUUUGUAUUUAGCUGAUAACCUUCUUACUCCUGAAAUAUUUCCCUAUAUUCCAUUGUUUUCAGAACUCGAGGUUUUGAAUAUCUCAUUCAAUAUGUUAGAUCAAAUUCCACAAGGAGGAAUUUCUAAUCCACAUUUAACAGAAUUAUAUCUUUCUGGGAAUCAAUUGUCAUCACUUCCAGAAGAUAUUGAAAAGUUAACUAGUCUGAGAGUUCUACAUGUAAAUGGCAACAGGUUAACAACAUUACCUGCCGAAUUGAGUAAAAUAAGAAAGUUGGUGGUUCUUGACGUAGGUAAUAACUUUUUGAAAUAUAAUAUCGCGAAUUGGCAGUAUGAUUGGAAUUGGAACUGGAAUCUUGAGCUUAAGUAUCUUAAUCUCUCGGGCAACAAAAGAUUUGAGAUAAAACAUGUACAUCAACAUGAAAUAAACCCGCUUCGAGGUCGGAAUUUAGCGGAUUUUGGAACGCUUACUGGUUUGAGAGUUCUUGGUCUCAUGGAUAUUACACUUUUAAAUUUUCUGGUUCCCGAAGAAAAUAAUAAUCGUCGUGUACGGACAUCAGCUUCGGUAGUAAAUUCUAUGAGAUAUGGUAUGGCGGAUACAUUAGGAAAGUCAGAUAAUCUUUCAACAUGGGAAGCUGUAACGCCAAAGUUUCGUGGAAAUGAAGACGAGUGUCUUUUUGUACUUUUUGAUGCUCGUGCUGGGUCCAAUCAAGGUGGUCAAGUUACCAAAAAUUUGCGCGAUUGGUUCUCCAUUCAUUUCAAAACUGAGCUCAACAAACUGAGGGACAAUGAUUCGGUAGAAUCUGCUUUGCGACGAUCUUUCUUGAGCUUAAAUAAAGAACUCGGUUCAAAAGAUACGGAAAGUGGAUAUCACCACACUUCGGGUAUUGAUGAUAAUAAGUCAGGUGCCUCUGGGUUAGUUGCUUAUAUUUCCGGAACUACAUUAUAUGUCGCAAAUGUUGGAGAUGCUGUGGCAAUAAUUAGUCGUGGAAAAAAAGCUUAUCCAGUCGCACAAUGUCCUGAUGUUUUUAGCGAAAUUGAAAGAAUAAGGCAAUCAGGAGGAUAUAUGUCGCACGAUUGCUUUGUUAAUGGAGAAUUGGAUGUGUCUCGAUCAUUUGGUCAUUUUCAUUUGACACCAAUUAUCAAUGCUAACCCUGUAACGGAGAUAGUUCAACUCUCGGAACAAGAUGAAUUUUUAAUCCUUGCUACUCGUGAAUUAUGGAAUUAUAUAACUUAUCAACUUGCAAUAGAUAUUGCUAGAACAGAGAAGAAUAAUCUCAUGUUAGCAGCUCAAAAAUUGCGAGAUUUCGCCAUUUCCUAUGGUGCAGAUAAAAAUAUUAUGGUAAUGAUUAUAGGUGUUGGAGAUUUGUUUGGCCGUCGUUUUUCUAAGCGAAUAACAGGAGGAUUGGAAAGGAAGGGUGAUGAAGUAGGUACAAUAAAAUUUUUUGGUAAUAACAGAUCCAAGAGAGCGCACACAUUGAGGAUCGAGUAA